Molecule: messenger RNA, 954 nt
Organism: Colletotrichum karsti
Lineage: Eukaryota; Fungi; Ascomycota; Sordariomycetes; Glomerellales; Glomerellaceae
Product: HORMA domain-containing protein
Exons: 3
Coding region: 1-954 (317 amino acids)
Cellular component (GO): zeta DNA polymerase complex
Source: RefSeq, a predicted model, not a curated record
AUGUCAUCCAGCUCUAAGCCUCCAGAGUCAACCUCCGGGACCCCGGUGCCCAUCCCGCGCCCCCAGGCAAACACCCUCCUGACCUCUUUCACGACAUUCAUGACUCUCACGAUUCACACCAUAUUGUACUACAGAGGACUCUAUCCACAGCAGACAUUUCUCAUGACCAAAGCCCACAACCUCCCCGUACCACAAUCACGACAUCCCGGCUUGUGCGAGUGGAUCAAUUCGGCCUUGGCAGCAAUCCAGGAUCAACUUGCGCUCGGCACCGUCGCAAAAGUGUGUGUCGUCAUUCACUCCCCAGAGACCAUGUCUGUCGUUGAGAGAUGGGUAUUCGAUGUCGCGAGUUUUCCCGUUUGGGCCACCGGCAAGGGCAAGGAAAAGAUUGGCGUUGGGCAGAGGUUCCAGCGACGGGAAGAGGAUGACGAUGAUGGGUCUGUCAACUGGGUUGAUGUGAACGAGGCAUACCGCGGUGCACUGAGGCGUAUCUCCUACGCGGGUGAAAUGAAAGGGCACUUGCCGGAGGGCUGCACAUUCACACUUGCGGUGGAGUUGCGCGACGAAGCGCCGGCGCCGAUAGGGCACCCGCAGCCUUGGAUUCCUUCCGAGCCGUCACUCCAACCAGCCUCCAAGACGAACCCCGUACCAGGUGCGAAGAUUGGCGGCGCUUUUACCACACCCUUACGUUCCUUCACGACCAUCACCAUCUACCACGUCGCGCGGCACUUCGAAGACGAGUCCCUCAAGGAGCGCUUCCUCAACAGAGUGGACUCGAUCCUCAAUCCGAAGCUUGGGGGCAAGGGCAUGGAUUGGGAGUAUUUCGUCCAGGAGUCGCCGCGGGAGUUGUGGAAGAUCAACGGGAUCUAUCCACCCCCGACCGGAUCGGAGAUGGAAAAGGUCUGGGCCCGGGAGAAUAGGCCUGUUCUUGAGGGGGAGACGAAGGCGUCCCUGUAG